Molecule: messenger RNA, 2946 nt
Organism: Bufo bufo (common toad)
Lineage: Eukaryota; Metazoa; Chordata; Amphibia; Anura; Bufonidae
Product: membrane primary amine oxidase-like
Exons: 4
Coding region: 87-2378 (763 amino acids)
Biological process (GO): amine metabolic process
Cellular component (GO): plasma membrane
Molecular function (GO): copper ion binding; quinone binding; primary methylamine oxidase activity
Source: RefSeq, a predicted model, not a curated record
AAUGAGUGAAAGACAUUCAUUCUAAGCUAAGACGUGGAGUUCAAACCUUUACACUGGAGGAUCUGAUGGUUUAAUGCAAUCCAAACAUGAAUGUUAAAAUCGUGACUGCACUUCUCAUCUUGGCAGUUGCCACCAUUUUAGCUUUGGUUUCUGUCCUUUUGUUUGUAUCCAAAACAAAAUCCUGUAAUUCUGGGAAUCAGAAAACAUCUGUUUUGAAGCAUAAUGACCAGAGCUUGAUAUUUUCAGACCUAACACAUGCAGAACUUGAUCAGGUGGUGGCAUACCUUAAGAAGAACAUCAAGGAGAAUCUGGUGGACAUCUCCAAAGCUGACCCUUCUUCCAACUGUAUAUAUUCCGUGGAACUACUGCCUCCCAGCAAAAAAGAUGCCUUAUUGUAUCUGGAUAAAGGAGGACCUAAGCCCAGGAGAGAAGCAAUGGCUGUGGUAUAUUUUGGAAGUCAUUCCGAACCCGAAAUAAAGGAGUAUGUGGUGGGACCUUUACCAAAUCCUACAUACAAGAAUGAUGUUACCCUUCAAAGAUAUAAAGGAAAACUGCCAUAUCACCGUAGACCGGUCAUUGGCAGUGAAUACAAUCAGAUACGACAGCACUUUCUUUUCAAAGAGUACCCCAAAGCAAAAAGUUUCCUUAAGGAAGUAUUGGGCUAUAAUGAGUCAGACAGUGAAUAUUUUGCUGCUUUGACCAGUGCUCCAAGAGGCUUUGCAUCUGGAGAAAGGCAAACCUGGUUUGGUAUCUUCCUUAACACUCAGGGUAGUGGAUUUUUCCUGCAUCCAACUGGGUUAGAACUUCUGUUUAACCAUCAGAACCUGGACUAUAAUAAGUGGAGUGUGGAAAAGGUGUUUUAUAAUGGUGAGUACUUGCAAAGUUUGUCUGAAUUGGAGGAGAAAUAUAAGAAGGGACAGUUGAAGGUAGUUAAGAUGAAAAAGCCACACCAUAAGGAUGACAUUGCUUCUCUGAAUCCCCAAAAACAAAAAAGUUCAGUCUCUGAUAUCCCUCUGCAAUAUGAACCACAAGGUUCCCGAUUCAGCAUCAAGAACAACCAGGUCUUGUUCCACCACUGGAGUUUUGCAUUCGGGGUUAAUGUGAACAGAGGACUCAGGUUAUAUGACAUCAAGUUUAGGGGGGAAAGGAUUGUUUAUGAGCUUAGCAUCCAAGAAGCUGUAUCUCUCUAUGGGUCCAAUGCUCCUACUGGAAUGUCAACUAGGUACAUGGAUGGACACUUUGGCAUUGGUCGUUCGAUCUUCCAGUUGGUUCGUGGCAUUGACUGCCCUUACUUUGCAACAUUUAUAGAUACCCAUUACUUGCUAGACGCAGACAGCCCAGUUCUUAACAAAGGAUCCAUCUGCAUAUUUGAACUUAACACUGGCAUUCCUUUGAGACGACACUUCUCAAGUCUUGGUUCUUCUUACUAUGGUGGUUUGGCCAACACUGUUUUGAUCAUAAGAACAAUUGCCACCGUUGGAAACUAUGACUAUGUGUUUGACUUCAUGUUCUAUCAAAAUGGGGCUAUUGAGUCAAAGGUUUCUGCAUCAGGAUAUAUAAGUACAUCUUUCUUCAUGGAUGGAGGUGCACAGCAUGGAAACAGGGUAGGGCCUUAUACUCUGGGGACCAUCCAUACACAUUUUAUAAACUAUAAGGUGGACCUGGAUGUCGGAGGAAUAAAUAAUUCUUUGGUUGCUCAUGAUAUGGAGUUUCAAGAUCAGGUUGUUCCCUGGAAUCCAGAAUGGAAAUUGCAGCAAACUAUGCUCACCAAGAAAGUUCUGGCGUCUGAAAACCAGGCAGCAUUUAAGCAGCAUGACCCCAUGCCUCGUUAUAUGCAGUUUGCCAGCAAACAGAAGAAUAAGUGGGAUCAUGAACGUUCCUUUAGGAUCCAGAUGGUCAGCUUUGCAGGAGACUAUCUUCCAGAGAAGAGUUCUGUCCACAACGCAAUGAAUUGGGCUAAGUAUAAGCUGGCUGUAACCAAACACAAAGAGGAAGAACAUACGAGCAGCAGCAUUUAUAACCAAAAUGACCCAUGGUCACCAACAGUUCAGUUCUCUAACUUUAUUAACAAUGAAAAUAUUAAAGACGAGGAUUUGGUGGCUUGGAUAACAACUGGCUUCCUGCACAUUCCUCAUGCAGAGGACAUCCCCAACACAGUGACAGCCGGAAAUGGAGUGGGCUUCUACCUCAGACCUUACAACUAUUUCAAUGAGGAUCCUUCAGUCUUUUCAGAAGAUGCUGUGUAUUUCCAUCCAAAUGAAGACCUAACUUCAUGUAGUGUCAACCCUCUAGCCUGUUUAUCUCAAACAGCCUCAUGUGCUCCUAAAGUGCCUCCAUUUACUUACAAAGGGUUUGAUAACGAGUAUAUUGUACUCUAGGAAAAUUGAUAUUGCUGGGGACUGUAAAACACACAUUUAGGUUUUUAAGAGUAAACAAUAAUAAUUGAUAAACAUGUCUAUAAUAUCACUAAAUUGACACUUUUAAGAUAUGUGCUGAUUUAAUUCCGGGUUAGAUGAGAAUUCCCGACUACUGUGGACAUUCUUGACCAGUUUUCAGUAGAGUAGAAGGCAGCCGCAUAUUGUUGACGGUCUUAUCAACAUUACAUCUUAGGUAGGUAUCUGCAUGUCCUUGGACUACUAUGUGUAAAGCUGGUCAUACACAUUCGAUUCACCACCAUAUGUUUGGAAAGUGAAGGGCAGUUGGAUUUUAACAGACACAGUUUUUUUUCCCUGAAAAAACUAACUGCUGCCAAUAGUGUCUGGAAGUCUCUUACUUCCCUCUCCCUUUUCACGACACAUAGAGGCUCAGCCUAGCUGAUCUUGCAUGUGUAUGGGGAGGUAGGGAGAGACAGAAAUAUAAACGCAACACUUUCGGUUUUGCUCCCAUUUUGCAUGAGCUGAACUCAAAGAUCUGAAACAUUUUCUACAUACACAAAAGACCUAUUAC